This is a messenger RNA of Lodderomyces elongisporus, 4356 nucleotides long. RefSeq lists its product as uncharacterized. The transcript has a single exon. Bases 1 to 4356 code for a protein of 1451 amino acids. Gene Ontology annotation, cellular component: RNA polymerase I upstream activating factor complex. Gene Ontology annotation, biological process: nucleolar large rRNA transcription by RNA polymerase I; transcription initiation at RNA polymerase I promoter. The record is from RefSeq and is a predicted model, not a curated record. Gene Ontology annotation, molecular function: rDNA binding; RNA polymerase I general transcription initiation factor activity. Lineage: Eukaryota; Fungi; Ascomycota; Pichiomycetes; Serinales; Debaryomycetaceae.
AUGAGUGAGGGGACACAGCGAUCUCAACCAGAUCCUGAUACGGCUACAAAUGAACCUCAGCGUGAUAUUCAGAGCAUCGCAGCUAAUCAAAGUCAAUUAAAUUUGGGAAAUAGGUUAUCUACUAGAGAUACCUCUUCCAGAAGGAGGAUUUCCCGCUCUGCUGCCGGGAGAAAGGCGCAAAGGGCGAUUAAUGCAUCCAAACUUCGAAAAGCUAGCAAAUCUAACAAGGAUAGUCCUGGAGAAGCCAAAAAACUGUUGAAGGGAGUAUCACGACAGAAAAGUGUACAACCUCCUAAAUUAAUCGAAGAAACAGAACAAAAUGGCACAGAAGAUUCAGGGAUCUCACAUGCAUUCUCUGAAAUUCAACUGUUAGUUCCUGGAACACCGCUUACAGGAACAGCAAGACGCUCAUCUUUAACUGGUGAACACAUAUCACCCUCAUCUCAAGCACAACAGCAAUCACAUUUGCAUGAAACCCAAUUACAACUCCUGCCUUCGCCAAUUGAAAGCCAGUCGUCUAAUUCUAGAAUGCAACCACGACGAAGACGUACUAGUUCAACAAGCUAUCCUUUACUAAAAAGACCCUUUAAUUUUGACACAGAGGAACCAGAGCUGGAACCUGACGCGGAGCCAGAACCAGAGCCAGAACUAGAGCUAGAACCAGAACUAGAAAUAGAACCAACACUAAGAUCAGAACCAGAAUCGGAAUCAGAAUCAACACUAAGAUCACAAAAAAACCAGCUGCAACAAACGAGUACUACUCCUUCACUGCUAAGGCAGAGUAUCUCACAAACCAUGUCAAAUAGUCAAUCAGUACUUGGAAGGAUGUGGAAUUUCUCAAAAAGUUUGUUUUCAUCUCCACUACGCACAGAUGAAGAUGUCUCUGUAUUGUCUUCCGACUCCUUGCCAAUCUUAGCAUCUCAUGUAGAGAAUUACCGUGAAAAUGACGAAAUAAAUGGCGAAAACAACAGCAAAAUUUACAACAGAAGAAGGAAAAAAAGAAACAACAGUGUCGCCCGCAGAAGAGGACUGAUAUUUGCGUCUUCUUCGCCAAUAUUAAAAACAAAAGAUAGUUCUGGUAUUUCCACAACCAUUAACACCAACAUCAAUAGAGCAACCACAUCAACGGAAUCAGGUUCACCAACCACGGAAAGAGUCAACCGUAUUCGAUAUUCACCUGCCGCAAGUCUUUCCAUGUUUGAUAACCAACAUAAAGAUAAGAACAUACGUGAUGACAGUCCAAAUCCAAACAAUCAUUUGCCAUCUUUGUCGCAAUCAUUACUAGCAAAUAGUACAUUGACUACCUUGAAUAAUCAACAAGAACCAAUAGAAGCACUCAUAACUAGGUCACGUUCAAAAGUCCCUUUGGUGAACAAAUCACCAAUACAAUCAGAUUCGAGUCAGAGCCAGAACAAUCUUCUGAGCUCUCCAUUACCUCUUGCUUCACCUAACUCAAAUAAGCAACUGACAUUGAAAAGGUUUCUGUUGAUGCGCGAUGCUGUUAAAACUCCUGGAUCGCAUGUAAACAAUCAAACGAAUGGAAUUGUAUUACAGGAUGAUAGUAACGUGCACCCCCCAAAAUCAUUUAACAAAGGACACAACAAUCGAAAUACCUCAACUAAUCUAUCUGUUUUGUACGGGCACUCAUUGAUAAGUAAUUUGAAAAAAAGUGUUACACCAGAAACUCAAAGCGAGAAUAAUGAUGAAGAGGAACAGCAACAGCAACAACUACAUAAUCAAAUAGAAACCGCCACUCAUGAAAAAAGCUCUGAGGCGUACGUUUGUGUACAAAUUGCCUCAAAUGAGCCACUAAACGGAGAUGUUCAAGAAGCUAAUAACGACUUGACCAAAUUAUUUGAUGGUGGACAAACUACUCCAAAUUUGAAAAGAAGAAAUCUUGAUCUUGAGUCGGAUGUACUCCACGAUGACACUUUGCUGAGUCCAAAUUUAUUGUAUACUACGCAAAAUAAUAACUCCCAACAAGUUGCACCAGCUGAAUCACCAGUACAAAAUUCAACUACUUCCAGUUUACCACCAGCUCAGGAUCACCAGUUAGCUGUUAAUGACUUGAGUUCACAGAGACCAAAUACUUUGCUGAACUUGCUUUCGUUGAAUAGCAGCCAUGUGGAAAACACCGAUCGCGAUUUUACCCCUACAGAACAAGCUCUAUUGAAACUUUCGUUAGCUCGUGAAUCAUCUUCACCACCAUCACCAUCAUCAUCAUUCUUUCCAAUAUCAUCACUUCAACCAUCCAAUCCUACUCAAACACAAAAGCGUAAAAGUGGUUUAAAUAAAAAAAUAGGUACGGAGGGGUCUAAAAGUGUUGGCUCGAAAAAAAGACGAAACAAUUCUCAGCAGAUUCCAACAUUGCAAUCUAAAGAUUCGAAUCCAUCAUUGAGUAAACAAGGUGAGAUGUCAACGUUGGACGAAACUGUUUACCAUACCAACAAUAGCACUAAUGUGCACGUAGAUGGCACAACAAGCAAGAAUCCAGCGUUAUCAAAAACAAGUUUACUCUCUACAUCUGAGGAAACCAUUGCUCCAAAUUUGCAAAACUCUGUUGUAGCAACUGUUGAUCCAAUUAAUAACGCAGUCUCUCAAUCAGGAGAAAAACUGGAUAAACAGUAUACAUCUACAACACUAAAUGAGCCUCAUAGAUCAGGAAUUAUACUUCAAGAAUCUACCACUAAUGACUCGACAUUAGCAAUACCGACCUCGUUGCAAAUGCUUCCAACCACAUCAAAACAUGGCCAUCAUGUUCAAACACGAAUCAUUGAGGAAGCAAGAAAUUCGCCUCUAAACACCGACGUCUUAGUGUCUACGACUCCUAAUUCUAAUUUGCAACACUCGAAUGGUAGUGCUACACCACAAUUGCCUUUGCCAAAGAUACAAAAUAAGAAUGCGAAAGUUAUUGAGAAACCAAAGCGCAAGAGGAAGCCAACUUUCAAGCCACUUGAUGAGAUGGCUCCCAACGCCAAGUAUAUUGAUUUUUACAACACAUAUGUGAAAGAAGUAUUUGGAACAACAAAGGCGUCAAAACUAUGGCAUUUUGAUCCACUGAAAAUUAGCUUUGAAGGAUCAUUUCCUUUGGAAUCAUCGAAUCCUGGGUGUGUUUGGACUCCUGUAGAUAAAGAAAUGUUCUUUAAGUUAGUUGCUAGACAUUCUAUACACAAUAUCGAUUUGAUUGCCCUGGAAAUGAAGAAAAGCGAGAUGGAGAUCAUCACGUAUUACAAUUUGUUGCAUUCUGAAGUGGAGAGGCUAAAAAAGGGUGAGAUUGAUAACGAUGAUUUUGUUAUUGAUAAACGUGAGCGGAAACGUAGGAAGAAGGAUAUGAAAAGAGCUAUAGUGAAAUAUGAGGAUAUGCCCAUUGCAUAUGAUAUGCUGGAGUGGUUUAUCAGGUUUGAAGAUGAGCAGAGUUUUAUUAUUGAAAAUUGUUUGCGCAAGCAAAUGGUGAAUGAACAAAUUGAGAAUGAGUUGAAUUACAUGGACCAAUUAACCAAAGAAAUUUUGGAUGAUGAAUCCCUGCUGGGCACGGGCAUGGAUAUGGACAUGGACAUGGACAUGGGCACGAGUGUAGAUGAUGAUGUUUGUGAAAGAGCUGUAGAAAAUAAUUUCUCAACUUCACCAUCAAUCUCCGAGCUGCAGUUGGUUGAUAAGCUUAGGUUAAGCCAACUCUUGCAAUGUAAAGCUGAUGAUGAUUCCUUUGUGUUGUUUGGACAAAUUGUGAGUAAUUUAACCAAGAGAAUAUUGCUCAAUCUUAUAUUGUUGAGAAAAAGCGAUGCUACAAAGAAAGAGUCUAGUGAUUUACUUAAUAAAAUUAUAACAAAGUCUGAAAUAAGGAGUGCUGUUAGGUCUUUGGAUUACCGUGAUCCUGAUUUGAUGUUUUCUCGGCGAAAUAUGAUUUUGAAAUACCGCCAGCAAAUGGGGUAUAAGGUUGAUGAAUGGCGGGAAGAGUAUCACCAAAGUUUGCACACGGCACCUGUUUUUACUCCACCAAGUAUACGUGAUAAUUUUGUUCCUUUGAAGAAAAAAAAGAAUAGAGAUUUUGCUGACGAGUAUGAUAAUGGUAAUGUCGAUGUUUAUGCUUCAAGCAAUGAUGAUCUUGGUGACAUUUCAGAGACCAGUGUUAACGAAUCAGAUGAAAUGCAGCUGGCCUGUUAUGAGCGUGGUUUAUAUUCCCUAUUGCUUGAUUCGAUGGAAAUAACGCUGUUGGAUUAUAAGAAAGUCGCCCACUGGGAACGCGAAAUGAAGAAAGAGAAUAAAGAGAACAAGGAGAGACAAGGACCUAGAGAAGAGAAAUUUUCAAAAGCGAAUAUAGUAGAAGGAGUCCUUACUAGUAAUGGAGAAACAAGUUAA